Messenger RNA from Ectocarpus siliculosus, 686 nucleotides. The record is from the annotation of a GenBank genome assembly. Lineage: Eukaryota; Phaeophyceae; Ectocarpales; Ectocarpaceae.
UUGCUUUGGAAUGCCACAGCACGAGCAGGCAGUGCAUGAUGGCGCUGAGCGUGCAAGACGAUGAGACGGCUCUGGAACUAUUCAGGAGAGCAAAUCAUAAGCCAUUGCUUACUGGACUGGCCUUUUUCGACGAGGUGCCAGCAGGAAGUGGCGGCAGCAAGACCAAGGACAAGGGCGUCGGGCGGGGGGACGUGGUGGAGCUGUACGGCCCCAGCGGUAGCGGCAAGUCGGAGGUCUUGAUCAACGUGGUCGCGCGGUGCGUGAUGCCGGCUUGGCUGGGCGGGGAGGAGCGACCGGCGGUGUUUUUCGACAACGACGGCAGGCUGAGCAUACUGCGACUGGAGCAGCUCCUCAAGGGGAAGAUCUCGAACAACACGACGUUUCAGGUCAAGAGCGCCUCGGGGGGUAUCGGUGGUGGAGGUGGGACGACCCACGCUUCUUCGUCACGCCCGCAGCAGCUCCAGAGCGAUUUAGAGGACGUGUUGAUUGGGUGUCUUCGGCGACUCCGAGUCGUCCGUCCCGCCGGGCUGUUCGAGCUCCUGGCCGCGAUUGAGGUGUUGAGGUUCGAGCUGGGGCACCGGCCGGCAGUCGUAGUCGUUGACGGGAUGGGCUCCUUUUUCUGGCAGGACAAGGUGUGGUGAUGACACACCACGAACGCGCAAUGACUGAUGACGAUGGUAAUGAGU